CCUCACUCCUUGCUUCAUCAGUCUUCUUGCUUCUCUUCUUCUCGACCGCCUUCCUUCUUCCUCCUGUGAUUUCUAAGCCACUCUGCAAUGGAUAACGUUCUGGGUCUUCUCAAACUUCGUAUCAAAAGAGGUAUUUCUCUCGCGAUUCGUGAUACUCGUAGCAGUGAUCCUUAUGUCGUUGCCACCUUGGGCGACCAGAAAGUGAAGACUCGUGUCGUGAAGAAUAACCGCAACCCUCAGUGGGAUGAUGAAUUGACACUCUCUGUUAAGGAUGUCAACUCUCCAGUUCAUCUUGCAGUUUUCGACCAUGACACAUUCACCGGGGAUGACACAAUGGGGGAUGCAGAAAUAGACAUAAAGCCAUAUCUUCAGUGUCUGAAGAUGAACUUGACCAACCUGCCGAGUGGUUGUAUAGUGAAGAGAGUUCAACCAGAUGGGAAAAACUACCUUGCUGAGGAGAGCAGCUGCAUAUGGAAGAAUGGAAAAAUCACCCAAGAAAUGACUCUUGCUUUGAGAAACGUGGAAUGUGGCUACGUAGUUGUCGAAAUUGAGUGGAAGGAAAUUCCAGGUUGCAAGGGCUUAUCUGGGAUUGAGAUCUAAGUCUUCUGCACAAUGUUUAAUGAGGAUUAGAGCUAGACUCUCCUCAUGUGUCAUGAAGGGUUGUAUUUGGUAGGAUAUUUCUAUCAUGAAUCCACGGUGUUACCCGUGUGAUGGUGAGUGUAUUCGUAUUAUCAAUAAUCUGAGACUGCUUAGUUUAUAUUCGGCAGAGUUGAAGCAGAACCAUUUAGUGUCAUGUAGAAAUGUGGAAUCAGUAUCAGUUAACAUAAUGAUCUGUGCUAGUAACCAAGCGA
Molecule: messenger RNA, 851 nt
Organism: Neltuma alba
Lineage: Eukaryota; Viridiplantae; Streptophyta; Magnoliopsida; Fabales; Fabaceae
Product: protein C2-DOMAIN ABA-RELATED 7
Exons: 3
Coding region: 88-600 (170 amino acids)
Source: RefSeq, a predicted model, not a curated record